AUGAUCUUCGAGCCGACCGCGCGGGUGGAACUGCCCACCACCGAUGCUAUUUCUUAUAUUUUUGCCAAUCCCCGAUAUGAUCGUGAUGAGCCUAUCUACAUCGACGCGAACGAUACUUCCCGGUCUAUCUCGUAUAACCAAGCUCGGACCAUUAUCCGGAAGUUGAUCGCGGGUCUACGUGCAUGGGGCGUACGCCAAGGCGACUGCGUGGCGCUUCACUCUUUCAAUGAUAUCUAUUACUGUAUGCUCGCCUUGGCCAUCGUCGGAGCCGGCGGCAUCUUCACCGGCACCAAUCCCGCCUACACCUCCAUGGAGAUUGCGCACCAUUUCAAGGCGUCGGAGACCAAAUUCGUCAUUGCUGAGCCGGAGGUCGUGGGCUCCAUCCAAGCAGCGAUGAAAGAGAUGCGCAUACAAGAGUCAAAUCUGCUGGUGUUCGAUGUUCGAGACCAGACCGUUCCGACUGGGUUGAAGUCGUGGCAAGAACUCUUUUCCGCCGGCGAGGGAGACUGGGUGCGAUUCGACGAUCUGAAGACCUGCGAAGAGACCACCGCCGCAAGACUAUUCAGCAGUGGGACGACGGGUCUCCCCAAGGCGACGGAAAUCACGCAUCGCAACUUCAUCGCUCAGCAUGAAUUGGUGUUUGAGUUCAAUCCACGACCGUACCGGCUCCGCCGACUCGUCGCCCUCCCCAUGUUCCACGCCGCCGCCGCCCCUUCAACCUAUUUCGGUCCCCUCAAACAAGGCCAUAUCACCUACAUCAUGCGCCGCUUCGACCUCAUGGAGUUCCUCUCGAAUGUCGAAAAGUUCCAAAUAACAGACCUCCUUGUUGUACCGCCCAUGGUCGUCAGCAUCAUCAUGAGCCCGCAGGCGCACGAGCGCCCAUACCUCAGAAGCAUCCGCAUGGCUUGGGUUGGCGCCGCGCCUCUCAGUAAAGAUAUUCAAGCCAAGCUCCGCCUUAUGCUGGCAGAUGAUGCAACCUGCAAUCAGGUCUGGGGCAUGACGGAGAUAUGUUGCAUUGGGACGAUAUUCCCAUAUUAUGAGCAGGAUGAUACGGGGAGCGUGGGUAGGAAUUUGCCGAAUAUUGAACUCAAAUUGGUGGAUGACGAAGGGAACAAUAUCUCCGGCUAUAGAGUCCGAGGGGAACUCUGCAUUCGGGGUCCUACUGUUACACCAGGGUAUUUUAAUAAUCCCAAGGCGAAUGAGACCUCGUUUGAUAAGGAUGGGUGGUUUCAUACCGGCGAUAUUGCGUUCUGCGAUGAGAAUACGCGGAAAUGGUACAUCGUAGACCGCAAGAAGGAGUUGAUCAAGGUUCGCGGGUUCCAGGUUGCACCGCCCGAGCUGGAGGCUGUUCUACUUACGCAUCCGCUUAUCGUUGAUGCCGCUGUCAUUGGGCUCCGUGGUGUGCUUCCUGAUAGCGAGCUGCCACGGGCUUACGUGGUUCGGCGUCCGGAGGUGGGAGACAAGUUGACGGAGAAAGAAGUGCAGGAGUAUCUAGGUGCACGGUUGGCCAAGUAUAAGGCACUGACUGGGGGUGUGAAGUUUGUGGAUGCUAUCCCGAAGAAUCCGAGCGGGAAGAUUCUGAAGAAGGUCUUGAAGGAGGAGGCUCAGAAGGAGGUUGAGGCUGGCUUCCGGCCCAAGCUCUAGGAUGGAUGAUAUUCUUUUAUGUAAUGCAGAUAGUGUAUUGCUAGACUCCCGCCAUAAUAUAUGACUAAACCAUCCAAGUACCCAGCUGAAGAACCCCUUCUUCUCUUCCGGAGGCUCAGUCUCAACUUUUCCAACGCGUAAUCAUUCCUGGUAUCGUUUUAGGAUGCUCUCGGAGUGAGAAUCCCGGAACUCUUUUGUUGCAUCUUUGCCUGCUACUUUGCGCAGAACUGCCUAGUUAUCAGCCUAGCCCCAUAACAGGUCUAGUAUGAAAACAAAUUGUGACAGCUGACUUUUCUCUCCCCGAGGAUGCUCGGCUCGAAAGCUACUCAGAUCAUAAACAUCCUGGUCGAUGAUAAUCCAGAAACUCAAUGAGUAGUUAUGCCGUGCAACUUCGUCGCGGGUGAAGACUGUCCGUGUGGACAUUGAUAAGGGAUUAUGAUGGGAGGUAG
Molecule: messenger RNA, 2093 nt
Organism: Aspergillus alliaceus
Lineage: Eukaryota; Fungi; Ascomycota; Eurotiomycetes; Eurotiales; Aspergillaceae
Product: acyl--CoA ligase
Exons: 5
Coding region: 1-1644 (547 amino acids)
Biological process (GO): secondary metabolic process
Molecular function (GO): CoA-ligase activity
Source: RefSeq, a predicted model, not a curated record